Porites lobata is the source of this 1535-nucleotide messenger RNA. The record is from the annotation of a GenBank genome assembly. Lineage: Eukaryota; Metazoa; Cnidaria; Anthozoa; Scleractinia; Poritidae.
AUGGUGACAGCAAGGUCGAAGAAGAUCCCCAAUUGGAAGGCACCUUGCCCUGAUGGCGUCCAAGGCUACUGUAUCAAGAAAUUGACAGCAUUACAUGAACAAAAGGCGGACCACAUGAAUGAUUUGAUCAACAACAGGGUCAUCAUACUUGUAUGGAUGACAACUGGAAGGACUCUGCUGUGUCAGAAAAAACCAAGAAAGAGGUAGUGCUGUUGAUAACUAUCGACCCAUAUCCUGUCUACUACUUAGCUACCACUUGCUUGGAAACUGAUGACAGGGAUCAUAGCUGAUAGUAUGUAUGAGUUCUUUGCAGAAAACGAUGCUUUGCCUGUAGAAGAGAAGGGGUGUAGGAGAGAGAGUAGAGGCACAAACGAUUACUUGUUGAUUGAUAAGAUGGUCCUUGCUGAUUGCAAAAGAAAGCACAAGAACUUGGCUAUGGCGUGGGUGGACUAUAAGAAAGCACACGAUAUGGUGCCUCACUCUUGGAUUAUUGAAAGCCUAUAUAUGGCACAGGUAGUGGAAAAUAUAAUAACUUUUCUGCAGAAAUCCAGGUAAAAUGGAAGACAGAACUGACAUUUUGUGGAGAGACACUUGGCUUAGUUGAUAUUAGACGAGGUAUCUUUCAACGAGACAGCCUGUCCCCCCUUAUCUUUGCUGUUUGCAUGGUACUCUUGACCAAGAUCCUACAAGAUACCAAAGCUGGAUAUACCUUAGGAGACGUCAAAAUAUAUCAUUUGUUCUUUAUGGAUUACUUGAAGGUCUAUGGCAAAGAUAAAGCAGAGAUUGAAAGUCUUGUAUCGACAGUGCAGUUGAUUAGCCAAGACAUAGGAAUGGAAUUUGGGAUAAACAAAUGUGGUGUUGUGGUGCGGAAGCGGAGGAAGUUGUGUAAAAGUGAGGGUAUUAAGUUGAUAAAUGGACAGACCAUAAAGGAAGUUGAUGACGAAGGUUACAAGUAUGCGGCAUUCUAGAGUUCGACAAGUUUAAGGAGAGGGAAAUGAAAGACAUAUUUCGAACAGAGUACUUAAGGCGGUUCAAACUAGUCAUGAAAUCUCAGCUCAUUGAACAAGAUGAAAACAGCAAACACUUAAGCUGUGUCGCUCACGAGGUACGGAGCAGGAACAAUUAAAUAGAAAGAAGAGGAACUUCAGGAAAUAGAUAGGAAGUCUAGAAAAAUCAUGACAAUGAAUAAGGAGCUACACCCUAGAAGUGAUGUUGCCAGAAUAUACGAACCCAGAAAGAAGGGAGGAAGACGCCUGAUCAGUUAUGAGAGCUGCGUGAGGAGAGAAGAGAACAACUUGAGUUGGUAUGUGAGAAAUAGUGAAGAGGUAUUACUCAGGAAAGUUGGAGAUAGCAAUGUAGUCAACAUCUCAGAGGCUGUGGACCCAAAGGAGUACAAAGUGAAUGAAGUAAAAGAGACGGAGAAUGAAUGGAAGCAGAAAAGAAUGCAUGGGCACUAUGUGAGAGAAAAGGAAGUUGACUGGGAUAGAACUUGGCAGUGGAUUACAAAAGGAGAUUUGAAAGGAUGUACUGAGUAG